CUUCAUUGAAAAGCCUUCAAACUUUAACAAAAAUGCGAGUUUUGAUUCUAUUAUUUUUCUGCUACUUAAUGUAUAGAAGUGAAUGUAGAAAGCAUAAACAUAACCUAACAUGGGAGACAGCCAAGAAGAGAUGCAUCUAUAGAAAAACCUGGUAUGAUCGACAUUGGAAUACUAAUUUAACUCCAUUGGACUAUAAAUGUCGUUGGCAAAAGGAUUAUUUCUACAAAACGAGAAAUGAAGCCGUCGAUUCUCGCCAAUGUAUAAGAGAUAAUCAAAAUAAAACACCGAAACACUUUGACUGUGUAUUAAAGGAAUCAGAUGUAGAAAAACCUAAGCUGCCAGAAAAACCAAAACAGCCAGAAAAACCUAAAGAGGCAGACAAACCAAAAGAGGCAGACAAACCAAAAGAGACAGACAAACCAAAAGAGACAGACAAACCAAAAUGAUCUUUUGAUCAAGACCAGCAGAGUUCAAGAGGCAUUGGCAGAAAAUAAAGAAGAUGAAACAAAUGUAUUUCAUUUCGGAAACCUUCACAUUAUAUGGCAUGGAUAUUCGGUUUUGUUUUAACGUCUGUAAAUUCUGUUUUUGUAAACUCAGAAUUCAUUCA
This is a messenger RNA of Belonocnema kinseyi, 607 nucleotides long. Its product is annotated as neurofilament medium polypeptide-like. The transcript has 3 exons. The record is from RefSeq and is a predicted model, not a curated record. The coding region runs from base 33 to 446 and encodes 137 amino acids. NCBI's taxonomy places the organism in Eukaryota, Metazoa, Arthropoda, Insecta, Hymenoptera, Cynipidae.